AUGGAGACUCAACCUUCUCACUUUGAGGAGAACCUUAUCUGUCCUGUUUGCUACAAUGUCUUCAGAGAUCCGGUUCUCCUGCUGUGUUCCCAUACCUUUUGUUUGGACUGUCUGGAGCAGUACUGGGAGCACACAGACUCACAGAUAUGCCCCAUAUGCCGGACAGAAUUCUGCAUGGGCAAUCCUCCAUACAACCUUGCCCUGAAGAACCUGUGUGAGAUCUUCGUACAGGAGAGAAAUAAGAAGGCAUCUGCGGACGAGUUACUCUGCAGUCUCCAUGGAGAGAAACUUAAGCUCUUUUGUCUGGAGGAUAAGCAUCUUGCAUGCAAGAUGUGUGUGAAUGUGGAUGUGCAUGUCAAUCACACAUGCAGACCUCUAGAUGAGGCAGCAGAGGGUCUCAAGGAGGUACUCAAAACACAACUGAAGUCUUUGAUAGAGAAGCUCAAAGUCUUAAAAAAUGAGAAAUUCAUCUGUAAUCAAAGAGCAAAACACAUCAAGAAUCAAGCCCAGCAAACAGAGGCAUGUAUUAAGGAGGAAUUUGACCAGCUUCAUCAGUUUUUACAAGAUGAAAAGGUGGCCAGGUUAGCCACUCUGAGAGAGGAAGAGGAGCAGAAGAGGAAAAUAUUAGAUGAGCAAAUACUCAAAAUUAACUGUGAACUCUCAUCUCUCAAAGAAAGAAUCAGAGCCACUGAGGAAGAGAUACAGUCCAACAAUAUCUCAUUCCUGUUGAACUACAAAGGCCAACUUGAAAUUACUAAGUGCACCAGUCCAGAAUGUCCAGAGAAGCUUCCAGAAGUUCUGAUUGAUGUGGCAAAGCACCUAGGGAAUCUGAAGUUCAACGUGUGGCAGAAAAUGAGGGUUGUCACUCAAUAUAUUCCUGUCAUCCUUGAUCCAAACACUGCUCACCCAUGUCUGCACCUCUCCAACAAUCUGGCUGAUGUGAGAUUUGGUCAGUGGAGUCAACAGGCCCCAGGCUACCCAAAGAAAUGUGACGGGUAUACAAGUGUCCUAGGUUCUAAGGGAUUCAGUGCAGGGACUCACUACUGGGACGUUGAGGUUGGGGACAACACCACCUGGGCCCUGGGAGUCAUCUCAGAGUCUGUGAUCAAGGCAAGAGACAAUCUCCCCAUUUCUGGUUUAUGGCGCUUAGGUUAUCACAACGGUAAAUACGGACAAGGAUUUUCAGGGGAUGUUUUAACACCAUUUGUGGUGAAAGAGAAAGUCCAGCGCAUUAGAGUCUAUCUGGACUUCAACAGAGGAGAAUUGUCGUUUCUCAACCCUCUCAAUGAUACUCAUCUCCAUACCUUUAAACACACCUUCACUGAAAAAGUUUUUCCAUACUUUUGUAAUGUGUGUCCAUGUCAAAUGCUCAGGAUCUUGCCGGUGCAAAACUCUAUCACAGGAAUGUAGUCUGAAGAUAAAGGUGCAUAUUCGCAUUAGCUAGCUGUGCCAAGCAAGCCCAACAGUACAGUUCCAGAAGUAAAAUCCCAUUAAUUUUUGUCCACAGGGAAAUUUAUUUUGUCUAAACCUUGCAAUACAGGCCUAUCAUGAGCUUCAAGCUGUUAACCAAUAAUAUUCUCUAGAAGUCACAAGUCAAUGUGAUUUCUAGCUUUAGAUGAUUAGUGCAUUUUGAUGUUUUCUGUAGAUUCUGGGUUCUGUUGUUUCACUCAUAAAUUAUUUAUGCAUAUAAGCAUAUACUUUUCCCCAAUCAUUGACACUUGCGGCCAAAAGUUUGAAAUAAUGUACAGAUUUUGCUCUUAUGGAGC
Myxocyprinus asiaticus (Chinese sucker) is the source of this 1766-nucleotide messenger RNA. Its product is annotated as zinc-binding protein A33-like. The coding region runs from base 1 to 1410 and encodes 469 amino acids. Lineage: Eukaryota; Metazoa; Chordata; Actinopteri; Cypriniformes; Catostomidae. The record is from RefSeq and is a predicted model, not a curated record. The transcript is spliced from 6 exons. Gene Ontology annotation, molecular function: zinc ion binding; protein binding.